AUGUCAAGCCACCGACAUAUUAGGGAAAACCAGGCCUUGGAGGACAACGCGAUAGUGGCUGCGGUCGCGGACCCUAGUACCACUAGCGAUGGGGCUCUUCUCGGGCUCUGUGGUGACCAGCUCAAUAAUGAUUUUGAGCACCAAUGCUUCGAAGAGGCUGUGAGAAUGUUGGGAGCAGAAUUGCUGGCGCCGGUCGAAGGCGAUAUUGGGCCCAGAAUGCUCAGAAUCCCAGGGAUCCCUCGUGGACGAUUCCUCCCCCAUCAGGUCUGGGGCGUCUGGUUUAUUGUGGAGCGGAUCCUCGCUGACCGUCCCCCCGUGGCCCUAAUUGCUGACGAUAUGGGAUUGGGCAAAACUCACUAUGCGCUUGCUACACUGCUUUACCUCAAAUAUAUUGUUGAUGAGGCUGCAGCAGGCAGAGCUCUACCAUGCUUGGGUGGGAAAUCGGUGACUGAAUUGGAGGUUGUUCCAUGGAUCUUUGGUGCUGAUAGUGAGGUGUACAGGCGACCUUGCAUUAUCGUUGUCCCUGCCAACCUCGUUCAUGCCUGGGAACGUGCCGUGCAGAGUUUGAUUCCCCAGACUGGGGUCCAGCUAGUCAACCUCUAUUUGAGUCGUCAGCUUAAUCACACCGAGCUCAACUACACCUCUGACAAUCCCGGGCGCGGUAAAGCCAUCCAUCUGAUUUCCUAUAGUUCCUACAGAGCCCGCUAUAAAAAUCCAGACCGCUUGCAGGGCUGCCAAUGGGGGAUUGGAAUUUUCGACGAAUCGCACAUGGCGAAAUCUCGCACAACUCAGACCUUCGACUCCCUGAUGAAAAUGGAUGUACCCUGCCGGAUCCAGCUAACCGGAACCCCGAUGCACCAUACAGUUGACGAUUGGGUUCCCCAGACCGAGUGGCUGUUCUCCCAGGUCACAGAUCAGGACGAGCUCAAUAGCUACGGUCCGCGCCCGCUCGACUCAGCAAUUACGGGGGCGAAGCGUGGAAAUAUAACGUUAGAGGAGGCAUAUGGCCUGAUCAAGGAUAUUGCCUGGCCGUGGACUAUCCGGCGCUGGGGAGAGACUAAGGACGCAACUGGGCAGCCCCUGGUCCGCAUUCCCGAACUUGAGCAGCACGACAUCCGCCUGCGAUACACCCCCAUGGAGGCUAACGCAAUCGACCAGUGGAUCACGGAUGCCAAGGGCAACAGGUGGAAUGCUAUCCAGACGGUCUUACACGAGUGGCGCCUUGCUUGCCUCACCAUGGACCUACCGGACAACGAUGUGAGUUCCGAGGACUCGGAGACUGGGGAUGGUCUAGUUCUCCAUCGUCAAUCCUGGAAUCGUAAUGACUUCCACGGUGGGCCUGCAUUCCGAUGGCUUUCAGAAGUUUUCGUCCCAAAGUUGUUGGGUCCAUCUGUAGGAGGGGUACCAAACAAGGCCGUCAUUUUGGCCCCAUUGCCAGGCCAAGCAUCCUACGUCCAUUGGUUCCUCAGGACCUUCCAUGCCGGGAUUCACCCCAUCGUGUAUCACGCUAGAGUUGCCUCGAGAGACCGGGAUCGGCUACUACAAGAGUUCGCUUCACUCGAUAGACCGGCAGCGCUCAUCCUCACUCCAGCCCUCGGUGGGACCGGGCUGAACCUAGUUGCGGCAAACCAUGUUGUAAUCAUGCAAAAAUUCUGGAACCUCAAUGAGCAACGUCAAGCAGUUGCGCGGAUUCACCGAAUUGGUCAAAGACGGUCCCCAAAAGCGUGGAUUCUACAUUGUGAGGGAGGGGUAGAUGAUAGGGCUGAAGAACUUCACCAGAGCCGUGGAAAGUUUGAGGCACGGAUCAUGCAUGGAUUGAUUGGGCAGAAAUUCUCCUAUAUGGAGUUAAUGGAUGCCAGGGCAACUAGAAUCCGUGAGCUUGAACGGGUACAGUCUACACAAGGUGGUGAUGCUGUUCCAGGUGCUUCUGGAACUGAGGGUGGUGAUGAUAAUGGCGGUGAUGUUGAAUGA
Messenger RNA from Tuber aestivum (summer truffle), 1971 nucleotides. NCBI's taxonomy places the organism in Eukaryota, Fungi, Ascomycota, Pezizomycetes, Pezizales, Tuberaceae. The record is from the annotation of a GenBank genome assembly.